This is a messenger RNA of Stylophora pistillata, 2301 nucleotides long. RefSeq lists its product as uncharacterized. The record is from RefSeq and is a predicted model, not a curated record. Gene Ontology annotation, cellular component: mediator complex. Gene Ontology annotation, molecular function: transcription factor binding; transcription coregulator activity. Gene Ontology annotation, biological process: positive regulation of transcription by RNA polymerase II. NCBI's taxonomy places the organism in Eukaryota, Metazoa, Cnidaria, Anthozoa, Scleractinia, Pocilloporidae.
UCUAAUGGCGGCGAGAAGGGGCAAAUGGAAAGCCUUAAUUCUCGACAUCAACAUCUAGUCCCGGGAAGACAAAGCUCCUUUCAAAAUCUCGCCCUAAACAAUGUGAGAAGCGGUUCGAGAACGGGUGCUAACUUCAGCGUAACUUCGCCGUUUGGGAACUAUGCGGAACCAACCAGCGUAAAUUAUCGAACAACAAUGGUUUCAACAACUUCGACCCCGACACCGUCAACACAGAUGUCACCGUUUUAUCUGUUACGGGAUGAUACUCUGACCCCUUUAGAAACAAAUAGCAACCUCUUGGUGAAACAUGGCUUUGACCAGACGUAUCAGAAGAGCAAAAAAGUAAAGGAAGGAUUGAGUUCGUUCUUACCCCAUUUGCCUGGUGUUCUUGAUGAACUAGGAGGACCAGAAAAUAGUCUUCGUUCAGUGGUAGACAAGCCUCCCAUUGGUGGAAAGGAGCUCCUUCCUUUAACUGGGCAUUCCUUAUCUGGAUUUCGCCUAAAUCCUGGUCCAAUUCCAGAGCAGUUUCGUUUCAUGAGUCAGCAUCCAGUGAAGAAAAAACACAAACACAAGAAGCAUAAAAGCCAAGAUAAUGAGCGAAAUAAGGAAGGAGGUGAAGCAGUCAGUCAGAUGGGUCCAGAGCAAGAAAAGCUAGCAUCCUCCUCUACUGAUAAACCUGAGAGUGGGCAUGAUUCCAAAAAACACAAGAAACAGAAAAAGCAUGAUGAUGGUGAACGCAAAAAGAAAAAGAAGGAAAAGAAAAAGAAAAAGAGGCACACACCUGAUGCUACUCCUCCCGGGGGAGGACUGGACCCCAGCUGAAGACUGAAAUGUAGAGACUAUUUCUAUAGAAAAUAAUGACAAAAUUUUGACUAUUUUAAAAAUAUUUACAAGUACGCCUAACUUAAGUUAUGCCAUCUUUUAGGAUAAAGAAAGACCUAUAUUUAGAAAUAAUAGGUUGUUUUUCAGCAACAUUGUACAAAUUUGGUAGUUGAUACCUGGUAACUGGCUCCAAACUGGAGUCUAAAUUAGGUAGUUGUCUGUCGGAGAACGGGAAAUGGUGUUUCACGUCUGUUCUUUUGAUUUCAUGUGCACAUAAAUUACAUCCAACAUCCAUGUCCAUAUCCUGUCGCCCAACACUAAAUAGCCAUCAUUUUCUUUGGGGAGAGAUCUUAAAAUGUAGUGUGUGUAGGAUUAGUUUUCGAGGUAAUCCCUGUCUUGCCCCAUUUAUUACAAGGUGUUGCCAGUGAAAAGGAUCCACUUUACACACACUCUUUCUUCUCGUUUGUAUAUAUUUGCACCACGACUGCACAGUGCUUUAUGAUGGAAUAGUUAAGAAGCGUAAAUUAUCAGUUUCUCUGUUGAAAAACCAUCCACUGUCAGUUUUUGGCUCGGAAUUCUGUUUUAAUGAUAUAGUUCCCAUUUCUUAUCAACCAAUUCAUACUUUUACACUAUAAAUAUAUUUGGCUAACAUAAGUGGAAUGCGUCCAUUCCCAAGGGCCAUCGAGGUCGACAUAUGUGUAGUGGUAGCAGGCUGAAGUAUAAGCAGACAUUCUGGAAGUACUUUUAUUUAGUGAUCUUUAAUGUAAAAAGAGGUAACUUAACUUACCCUCUAUGUUUUAUAAAACAACGAAAAUACAGCAUACAUAAGCGAACAGUAAUCUUAAUGCCAUCAGAGAGUAUCCUUUGUUAAUCACUGAGGUGUAUAAAAUUAGCGGUCAGGGACUUCAGCGCUGACUCGCUAUACGUAUGACGUAUCAACUCGACACAAAAGAAUCUAAUCUCUUCCUCGACGCUAUUUCUAAUUUUUUUAUUUAAAUGAGUACACUUCAGAUUGUGCUGUAAAAUAUUCGGCAAGAGGAGCUGCACACCUCAAUAUGAUUUCUGUGUUGCACCUGCAUUGACAUAUACUUUUACGCCAUCGGCUGAUGUUCGAAAAGGUCCUUGUAGUUAUGUGUCACUGCCGAAGUGGUAACCCCCUAGCAGUGUCCUUAGGGCGAAAAUCACUUAAUUUUAAAUGACCUUAUAAACUCUGGCACACUGUUUAUUUCUAAAUUUAACUCGACUUUGCCAAACGAUGCUCGAUCCAUCAAGAUGAUGAAUUACGCAGGACUUCUAAUGAACUUUUUAUCGGACUCAAAGCCCGUUACUCAUUAGUCGUUCCUCUACCUCUUUGUAGAGAGAGACAGAGCUCUCGUAAAGAAAUUGAUAAUUAACGAAUGAAGAUAGAAAAGUUUUUUAGUGUGGAAGAUAAAAUAUUGUUGAUGAAUCUACAAUAAACACUCUGAAUGUUAGUGUCCA